AUGACCGAUUUUUCAAUAGCACCUGAACCAUUGAAUAAACUUGUCUGGCGUUUUGAUGAUAACAACUUAGCAUUAUCUUCAUCUAUAGUUCUUGCCGAUGCUGAUGGAGAAAAUCAUGAAUACUAUCAAUCAAAAUCACCGUCAAUAAUUAAUUCAUAUGAAACAGGAGAAAAUGUGAAUAUUGCUGAACGUUAUUUACUUGAAGUAAUAAGAGCAUCACCAAGUGAAGUAGAAGAAAAAUGGAAUCGAUUUGUUCAACGCAUUGAACAAAAUUAUAAUAAUCGUUCACAGAUUCAAAAAAUUAUACAUAAUUUAGAUAAAAAGAAACAAUAUUCAGCUUUACAUUACGCUGUUUGGCAUAAUAAUAUUUUUCUUGUAGAAAAACUGUUGGUGGAAAAAAGUAAAUUUUCUUCAGAUGUAAAUAUAUUGAGUGGUAACGGUGAACAUGUACUUCAUAUUGUUGCUCAAUCGAAAGCUAUUUGGACGAUAGAUGAAUUAAAAGAAGAAACAUCGGCAACAAAGUCAAAACAACGUAGAGAUGAAGCAUCACCAAUACCACAUACAACUGAUACUCGAGUUGAACCUCAAAAAGACUUAUCUAAUAUGCCAACAGUACUUCAAAUAUUAUUACCAUUAUGUAAAAAAGUCGAUCAUAGAGAUAAUGAAAAACGAACACCAUUACAUGUUGCUGUUUUACUCAAUCGACCUAUUUAUAUUGAUAUUUUACUUCAAUGGGGAGCUGAUAUCUCGGCACAAAGUAUUCUUCAACAAAAUGUUUUUCAUUGUGUUGCACUAUCAUUAUGUUCAUCUGAAGAUAAAGAUAAAAUGUUCAAUAUAUUUAUAAAUUCACCAAAAACAAAUUCAUCUUUAUUCAUAACAACAAAUCUUGAAGGUCUUACACCUUUAUCAAUGGCUGUUGGUCAUGGUACACCACAUAUGAUAAAUACAAUUGUAUCAAGAAUUGAUACUAGUUUAUUUCGGCAUGAAUUACCUAUUUGUAUUAAUAUGCUUGCAAAACGUUCAAAAACAUUACCAACAGAAAUACUUGCACGAUUUCUUAUUUACUAUUAUCGUCCACCAGAAUCUACAAUUCUAUUUCAUAUUAUUUGUCAUUAUGAUAAUCCUGAAUUACUUAAGUAUAUUCUUGAUUUUACGCAAGGACGUACGAACAAUCUAAAUAAAUUACUAGAACAAACUGAUGAACAUGGCUAUACACCAUUAUUAAUAGCUGCUUAUUAUGGUCAUAAAUCAAUGGUUGAAAUAUUACUUGGAUGUAAAGUUGAAUAUCUUCAUAUAAUGACGCAUGACAAGAAAAACAUACUUCAUCUUGUUGCACAACGACAACAUGAACAUGUUUUUAAUAUAUUAAAGGAAAAAUUAAAUGCAGAUGAUUUUUUAAUUUUAAUGUCUACUCAACCAUUACAAGCAACACCCUUACAUGAAAUAAGUAAAACCAAUAAUGUUGUAUUAUGUGAUUCUAUGUUAAAAAAUUAUAAUGGUGAUAAGUUAAAAUUAUUUCAACAUCAAAAUGCUUAUGGACGAACAAUAUUUCAUGAAGCAUGUGAAUAUGGACGUUUAGAAAUGAUUAAAUAUUUAACUAGUGAUGAUUUAAUAAAAGACAAACAAAUUAAAAUUCAAUUAUUAGCUAUUGGAGAUGAUGAAAGACGAACAUGUUUACAUUUAGCAGCAGCUGAAGGUCAUGCUGAUGUAGUCGCUUAUCUUCUUCAAAUGCAUCUUGUCAAUAUUAAUGUAUUAACAGAUAAAGGUGAGACAGCAUUUCAUUAUGCCUGUGCAAAUGGACAUCGACCUGUAGUUAUUGAAUUAUUAGCAAAUGAAUGUGAUACAUUAAUACGUAAUGCUCAACUUUAUAAUGGCUUAGAAUUAGCUAUAUUAAAUCAUAAUGAAGGCGUAGCUCGUUUAUUAUUACUUGAAUUCUAUGAUUGGCGUCCAAUGUUGCAAAAUGCUCAAAUUAUAUUAGAUUCAACUGCAAAUGCAUAUGAUACACCACUUCGUAAAUUAAUACGUUAUAUGCCUGACUUAGCAAGAGAUGUUAUUGAUCAACAAUUUACACGAACAAGUGGAUUUGAAAAUAUGACUGUUAAUAAGGAAAUAUAUGAUUAUGAAUUUUUUGAAGAUCACUUAACUGUUAAACACUGGUAUUCAAAAGUUAAAACAAGUAAUAUUACAGAUAAUGGUGCUCUUGUUAAAUGUUGUGGCGUAUUUAAAUAUCGAACUAAAUACGAACCAUAUACAGGUGAUUCGUAUACACUUGUACGUAAUCAUCCAUUAUUCAUAGUAUCUGACUCUGAAAAUCAAUCAUUGAUGGAACAUUCAUUUUGUCAAACAUUACGAGCAAGAAAAUAUUCACAAUUUGGUCAAUAUCUACUUGUUUUUUCCUUUAUACUUUAUAUUCUUUAUCUUAUUACUUAUACAACAAUUAUGUUACGUACUAAACAUCCACAAUAUUUUUAUUCAUUAGUUAAUGAAACAUCAAUUCAUAAUUAUAUGUGUGAAUCAGUAGCAAAUCGUUUAAUAUCAUAUAAUAUAAGUGAAGCUUAUAAAGAUAAUACAUUUAAAAAUUUAAAAGUUGGUGUUUAUACUUUUUUAUGUUUAUUUAUUGCAAAAAAUCUUGUCUUAAUUUUAACCUUAUUUCCAAGAUUAUUUCGAAAAGCUUCAUAUUAUUUAGAAGCUGCAGCAUUGAUUUUAGCAUUUGUUUGUGUACUGGAUCAUGAUCAUUGGCUUAGUCUUUUACUACUUCGAUGUCCAACUCAAUAUCAAGUUGUAAGUCAAAACAAUAUUUGA
Messenger RNA from Rotaria sp. Silwood2, 2802 nucleotides. Lineage: Eukaryota; Metazoa; Rotifera; Eurotatoria; Philodinida; Philodinidae. The record is from the annotation of a GenBank genome assembly.